Cercopithifilaria johnstoni is the source of this 227-nucleotide messenger RNA. NCBI's taxonomy places the organism in Eukaryota, Metazoa, Nematoda, Chromadorea, Rhabditida, Onchocercidae. The record is from the annotation of a GenBank genome assembly.
UUUUUUCAUUUCUGAAUUUGCCUGACAAUGGUAAUGGUCUAAACGCUCCAACAAUCCGACCAGUUACUUCUCCUGAUGAUUCCCCGCCAAGUAUGCGAGACAUAUCAACAGCAAAUAUUGUUCCACCUCAGCGCAUAGCAACAGCGAUUACGAGUGGAAGCAUAGGAUUGCCUAUUAAGCCACCGCCGCAACCGACCUAUGAACCACUUUCUGAUGAUGAUGAUUGA